AGGUGAGGCUGGGGCGGCCACCAAACCGCGCCGCGCCCGUUCGUGCCCGCCCCGGUGUCCAGCGAUGGCGCCUCCCCCAGGGUCAGCCAGCCCGCCAGCCUAGGUGGGGACACCAGAGGCGGCCCUCGGCGUGCGCCGGGGACGGAGCUGGCCGUCCUCACCAGGUUUGACUUGUGCUGAUUCUGGCCUAAGUUCCAGGAUGGUUUGCUCCUGGGAUCAGACAUGAACAAAGUUGACCUCAUGAGCACUUCACCCUCUCCAGCUGCCAUGCUGCUCCGGAGGCUGAGGAGACUCUCCUGGGGCAGCACUGCCGUCCAGCUCUUCAUCCUGACAGUGGUGACCUUUGGCCUGUUGGCCCCCCUGGCCUGUCACCGGCUUCUGCACUCUUACUUCUACCUGCGCCAUUGGCAUCUGCACCAAAUGAGCCAAGAGUUCCUGCAGCAAAGCUUGAAAGAGGGGGAGGCUGCCCUCCACUACUUUGAGGAGCUGCCCUCUGCCAAUGGCUCAGUGCCCAUCGUCUGGCAGGCCACCCCCCGCCCCUGGCUGGUGAUCACCAUCAUCACUGUGGACAGGCAGCCUGGCUUCCACUAUGUCUUGCAGGUGGUGUCCCAGUUCCACCGGCUUCUUCAGCAAUGCGGCCCCCAGUGCGAGGGGCACCAACUCUUCCUGUGCAACGUGGAGCGUAGCGUGAGCCAUUUCGAUGCCAAGCUGCUCUCCAAGUAUGUCCCCGUGGCUAACCGCUACGAGGGCACUGAGGAUGAUUAUGGUGAUGACCCUUCGACCAACUCGUUUGAGAAAGAGAAGCAGGAUUAUGUCUACUGCCUGGAGUCAUCCCUGCAGACCUACAACCCAGACUACGUCCUGAUGGUGGAAGAUGACGCCGUUCCAGAGGAGCAGAUCUUCCCUGUGUUGGAGCACCUUCUGCGGGCUCGCUUCUCUGAGCCACACCUCCGAGAUGCCCUUUAUCUAAAGCUCUAUCACCCUGAGAGGCUCCAGCACUACAUCAACCCAGAGCCCAUGAGGAUCCUGGAGUGGGUCGGCGUGGGCAUGUUGCUAGGACCCUUACUAACCUGGAUAUACAUGAGGUUUGCCAGCCGUGCAGGGUUUAGCUGGCCCGUCAUGCUCUUCUUCUCUCUGUACAGCAUGGGUCUGGUUGAACUGGUGGGUCGGCAUUAUUUCCUGGAACUGCGGCGUCUGAGCCCUUCCCUGUACAGCGUAGUGCCUGCCUCUCAGUGUUGCACCCCAGCCAUGCUCUUCCCUGCCCCUGCGGCCCGCCGGACCCUCACCUACCUGUCCCAGGUGUACUGCCACAAGGGCUUUGGCAAGGACAUGGCACUGUACUCACUGCUGAGGGCCAAGGGAGAACGGGCCUACGUGGUAGAGCCCAACCUUGUGAAACACAUAGGGCUCUUCUCCAGCCUCCGGUACAACUUUCAUCCCAGUCUGCUCUAAGGGUGCCAAGAAACGCCUUUCUGAAAUUAUCCACUUCUUGGAGAUUCAAAUAUUGAGCUCUUUAUUUAGACAUGGUUGCGUGCAGAUAUUUCAUUGUUUGAUGUUGCUAGGGACACAGGCACUGGGACAGCUGAGGAAUAUACAUAAGUCACGAGCCUUGGCUUUGGUAACCCGCUGGCAGGAGCAGCAGUUUGCCACAGGUCCGGACCUGUCUCCCUCCCACACAGCCACACUGCCUCAUGCAGACUGACCCACCCAGCAAGGGUGCAUUUAAAUACCCGUUGUAUUCUCCAGUUGUUUUUAAGCUCUGCUUUGUAAUAGAGCUUGUGACUGCCAAAAAUCUCGUGCACGUUGAUAUGACUUUUAGGAUUUUAAGGGUAGAAUUUUGUGAAAGGUAGCAUGAUGUUAUAGAAGAAAAAGCAGGGACUGUGACAUCAGAAGACCUGACCUUUUAUUUCAGAUCUCUGCCACAUCCUAAUGAUGUGACCUUGGGCAAGUCAUAUAACCACUUUGGGUCUCAGUUUCUUCACCUGUAAAAUGAGGACAGUAAUACGUACCUUUUAAAGUUGCCUCAAGGAUUAAAUGACAGAAUGUAUGUAAAACACCUCACAAGUAGAGGACACUUGGCAAAUGUUCUUUUCUCUCCUGUAAUUAGCAUAUAAACUCAAGUGUAUUUUGGUUAAAGAUAUUGGUGAUGCUUUUUAAAUUAUGAGAUAGGGUAUUGGGCUGACACCUAUGUAGCAGCUGUUCCAGAUCAACACUGCUAGAAUACAGGGCUGACUUUUCAUUGUGGCCUCUGAAGGACAUGCAGCUCAGCUUUCAUCUAGCCCCACCUCCAACCAAGCCAAACAUAAGAAUUGUUCAUUCAAACUGGAAAUGAUCUGAGACUCCUCUUGAGCAUAUUCUAAGACAAGCAUCUGAAAAUUACUAUUCUUAAAAGUUACCAAUAAAUAUCCUUUAACAAUACUUACCAAACUAGUAACCAGCAAGUCCCUUUAUGAGGAUGCAUGAUUAUAUGAGCUCAAGUGGUUGUCCAGUUUGUUUUGAUGGCAUGUCUUCCAUUUGCUUUUAAAUUUCCACAGUGAGCUUCCAUCUUGAGGUCUGCUCCAGAACACUGAGGGAGUAUGUCAGGGACAUGCUCUACAGAUGAACACAUUGAGACCCAGAGAUGUUAAACGGCUUUUUCAGGUUCACAUGCCUGGAACAGCAGCAAAGCCAGCAUGGGCACAUAGCUCUUGUGACUUCCAGCCCCUGCACUUUUCUCUUAACCACUUUAAUUUAGAAAUAUCUUUGUGGUCAAAGUCUCUUUUGUAAAAUCCUAGUGUAACCUGGAUUAAAUAAUGUCUCUGUAACCUAAGAUGGUAGAAACUGUUGUCAUGUGAGUCUUGGGGAACAAACAGAUACAAGUUUGUGUUGUAUUGUUGUAGUGAGCUGUUUUGUGUCCCCCAGCAAUGUCCAAGGUGAUCAGAGCUAUGAGACCACCUAUUAUGGAUUCCACACGUUCAUUCCUCCUCUCCCAGUAACUGGUCCACCCCUAAGUUUUAGAAUGGAAGCACCUCCAACUUAGCACUCAUUAGAGUUUGUUGCAUUAAUGAUUGGGUCUGCUCAUGAAAGUUUUUUGACCAGUGACCAGAGAGCCACUUUAAGCUGGCCGGACCCAAGACAGGAAAUCACUGUUGGUUUAUGUUUCUGCUCUUCUAAUUUAGUUGUCUACUGCUUGCAGACAUCCCCACCUCUGAUUCCUCCAUUCUGGGUGUCCAGUUUCUUUACCUGCACAGUUCACACCAAAGCUAAAAUCUCUCAUGUAAUUGUAAGCAAGGGGCUAGAAGAGAACUAAGACACCAAGACAUCAAGGGACAUACGUUACCAGGAGGGUGGAGGUCUCUAACAGUCUUGCUCACCUUUCAGAGUUUAAAUUAUAGUCAGGCCUAAGAAGAUCCCUAUUGUGACUGUGUGUAUUUGCAUAGACAUGUCAGUUAAAAUAAAAGCACCAUUCUGCUGA
Cynocephalus volans (Philippine flying lemur) is the source of this 3454-nucleotide messenger RNA. RefSeq names its product post-GPI attachment to proteins GalNAc transferase 4 (gene PGAP4). The record is from RefSeq and is a predicted model, not a curated record. NCBI's taxonomy places the organism in Eukaryota, Metazoa, Chordata, Mammalia, Dermoptera, Cynocephalidae. Gene Ontology annotation, biological process: GPI anchor biosynthetic process. Gene Ontology annotation, molecular function: glycosyltransferase activity. The coding region runs from base 223 to 1452 and encodes 409 amino acids. Gene Ontology annotation, cellular component: Golgi membrane. The transcript is spliced from 3 exons.